GUCCGUGUAUCAGUAUGCAGCGCAAUACGGUAGACAGCAGAACUACACGAACGACGACGACGACGCGGUGUUGAGACCAGCAGCCAGCCAGUCACGGUCUCCGGUGCCAGAAAGUCACAAGUGUCUUCCUAUUGAGGUGUGUAAUCCGCGCGCGAAUUUCCAUUUCCGUUUCCGCCGUCAGCCGGCUGCAUCCAAUUGGAAUCCUGCACAAUAAAAAAAAAUCUAAUCCUAGUAGCCCAGAUGAUAGCUGUGCGCGUAGUUGUAGGCCUGUAGACUGAGCUUGUGUGGGUGAUCCAAAGAAGGUCCCGAAAAAAAAAAACGGAACAGUGCUGUCUGUAGGUACUGACCAAGUGACACCACGUUGUUUGGUUAGGUCGUUGUUUGCCGUGCUCUUAUCAGACUCGUUGAUAAGAUUGUCAACAAGAAAAAAACCUUUGUUCUUGCCGCCCGUGUGUCGUACAUGUGUGAGAAAGGGCAUGCGCGUGGUGAAUGUAAACAAUUAGCUGUUACAUGCCGGUGCAAAUAGACCUUGGAGGUGCGUUUGAAAUCCUGGCGCUUCGUAACGUGCUCACGAAGUCAGCCCGAAGAUUGACGAACCAUUAAGUGAGUGUAAAGAGGAUUGCAUUAUUCAACGGCGCUUGUUCGUUUCGCUGAUGAGAUCAUAACUUCGAAUGAGCGCUCUACAAGGUGAUUAAUAUCAAUCAAUUUGUGGUUUGUUUAAUCCCGGCUUGAUAAAUACACAAGCGCACCGAGCCGUGGUCGGUGAUAGAUGUUAUUGGAAACCGACGGCCGCCAAGCGACGAUCGUGAUGGAGCAAUCGAAUGAGUCAGCCGCCGCAGCAACUGCGUCGGCGGCGGCCAAUAAUGUACCGCGAAGCUCGCAGCCAGGCGAUUUUGCAACUGCCGCCGCGGUCGUGCUUUCACUUCAGAGCACCAUGGUUACCAGUUUACAGCAGGCGGCCCUGAUGCCAGCCAAUUCUGCAGCUGCAGCUGCUUUCAACCUUCAGGCGCUGGAAUCAUAUCUCACCCUACAAAGAAUAACCGGAAAAUCGGACGUGCUUCGCCUGUCCAACCGAGCACCGUUGCCCUCGAUGCCUCUGACCUCAGCGUCAUCGACCAUCACCUCGGCCGCUGCCAGCACGGCGGACGAUAUGCUGAUGGACACGCAACCGGCCUCGAUGCAGCAGCUGCUUCAGAACAAUGACCUCUCCGAUGAACUUCCGGUUCUCGAUCAGGACGAUGAUCUCAACUUCGAUGAUCCCAUGCACGACUCAACGUCCGACGGCAAUUCACUCGACACGGGUUACCCUAGCCUAGUUCUUAACGCAGCCUUUCACCAGCAAAUGAGUGCCGACAAGUUUAAAACUCUGGCAGCUACGUCAUCAUCAACAUCAACACCGAGUUCUGCUGCGGCCGCCGUUGUUGCAGCCGCCGCUAGUCUAGUUGCAAGUUCUGCUGCUGCGUCGAAAAAGUGUACAACCACGUCAACGGUCACGGUUACGGCCAAUCAACAGCAGCCACCCUCGGGAAUGGUGGUGACAGCAGCCACCACCGCCGGUCAGAGGCCAAAAAAGCAAUUCAUUUGUCAGUUUUGUAAACGGCAAUUCACGAAAUCCUACAAUCUGCUGAUCCAUGAGCGAACCCACACCGACGAGCGGCCAUAUUCGUGUGACAUCUGCGGUAAAGCUUUCCGCCGGCAGGACCAUCUCCGGGAUCAUAGAUACAUCCACUCCAAGGAGAAACCCUUCAAAUGCCUGGAAUGCGGAAAGGGAUUCUGCCAGUCGCGGACGCUGGCCGUGCACAAGAUACUACACAUGGAGGAAUCCCCCCACAAGUGUCCGGUUUGCAGCCGGAGUUUCAACCAGCGAUCGAACCUGAAGACGCACCUGCUUACCCACACGGACAUUAAACCGUACCACUGUGCGGCCUGUGGUAAGGUAUUUCGGCGGAACUGUGAUCUACGGAGGCACAGUCUUACGCACAACCUAGGGGCCAGCGGAACCGUUGGACCCGACGGGCAGUUGGAUCUGAGCGGAAGUUCCUCGAUGGGUGCCAGUGACACCGAAGCUAACACCAUCGAUCUGAUGGCGCUGGCGGGCGUUGAUUAGAGUGUAGGUUGUAUCUGAGUGGUAUGGCGCGCGUGCCCUACUAUUUACUGCUAUUUGUUUCAUAAUUGCAAAUGUUGACAUUUAGUGAGAUAGGUUUGUUUAGUUUGUACACAAUAUUGAAAUGGAAAAAAAUGAAGAGCGUUGAAUUUAUUUUUGCUAGCUUAUUUAAAAUGUGAUGAAAAUAUGAGUACUUCUUGUAGAACAAAGCUAAGAAACUAUGUUAUUUUUUGAGAGCAAGUACUUUGAACUGCAUUAUCCUUAAUAAGUUUUCGUAUCAACAGCUAGAAGCUAAAACAUUAGUUGCUUCAUUUCUGAAACACGACGCCCCGCUUACGAGACAGUUAAUCGGAAUAUGUUAGAUAGAAAUAAGUUUAAUUUUACCUAAGUGGAAUAAUAUAAAGAAUACAGCUUGUUAUUGGCGGCGUUUAAGAUAGAUACCCGAUACAGUGUAUAAUAACGUAUAAAUGUAGAUAAUUUCAUGUCAAAUCAAACAAUGAAAAUUUAAAAUAAAUAAUUAUUUAAAAAUGGUGAUGCCCUGAUGCAGACGAACAGCCAUAACAAAAAUACAAACCUAUCAGCUUACUUUCGUUACAUAUUUUACUUCCUAGAGAACUUUCUGUUCUAGUUCCUGUUCCAUAGACAAUUAUGUGAUCGGUUGAGUUUGUCGUCCCUAAAAAGGAAUAUAAAGGCUCCUGGUGAGGUUUCUGUAGGCUAGCAAAAUGUCGGAUUUAAUGAUUAUGAUGGAGACAGUGUGAGUGAUAUGUCUGCUUGUCUAUGCUAAUUUUGUAACGUAUCUGAGAAAGAAAAAUGAUUUGACUUCAUAAGAAACCGUGUGUGCGCUCCACAGUCAUGGGAAUGAUAAA
Molecule: messenger RNA, 2970 nt
Organism: Topomyia yanbarensis
Lineage: Eukaryota; Metazoa; Arthropoda; Insecta; Diptera; Culicidae
Gene: sob
Product: protein sister of odd and bowel
Exons: 2
Coding region: 770-2107 (445 amino acids)
Biological process (GO): regulation of transcription by RNA polymerase II; embryo development; embryonic hindgut morphogenesis
Cellular component (GO): nucleus
Molecular function (GO): DNA-binding transcription factor activity, RNA polymerase II-specific; RNA polymerase II transcription regulatory region sequence-specific DNA binding
Source: RefSeq, a predicted model, not a curated record